UGCAGAGCUGAGAGUUAGAAGCCACACACUGGUCAUUGUCAGCCACAACCCUGUGAUGUACUUUUCUUUUAAGUGUAACCUGUGUAAUAGUGCAUUGGAAUAAUCUGUAUAUAUCUGACAGGAGAAAUGGAGUUGGCAUCUAAUACAGAAAAUUCAGUUCUUAUACUGACUCAUAUUAAGCAGCUCCAUCAGGCUUUGGGAUGUGUAAUGGAAGAGCCUCACAUUAACCAGAGUGAAGAAAUAAAUGAAAAUAUCUUGACCUUAAUUGCCUCCAUUCAUGAUCUUAGCAGGACUUUCUCUGAGAGGUUACAUGAAUCCUCUGAACAAGUUCAAGCUUCUGUUCUUCUUCUAAAGGAGCUUCAGAAUAAAUUCCAGGACUGUGUCUCCCAUGAUGAACACGUGCAUUACUGUACCACAGUCGGCCAAAUCCUUUUUGACACAGCAAAACACCUUGACACAGUUGAAGAGCAAUGGAACGACAUUCGCCUUCAAUAUAAAGCCACCGCAGAUCAAAAGGUGGAUAUAACCAAAAAAACUACUUGUGACCAAAAUAAGGAUGGACAUACAAGCAGUACCUUAAUUAAUAGUGCAAAGUCUGAUGAGAGCGGAGAAAACACAGAGCAAAACCAGUGCAGAAUCCAAGACAAGUUUCAAUCUGAUGAAACUGAUGAUAUUCUGAUUAGAGCAAUGGAAGAGCUUACCACAAAUGAAAAUCAUAAUUUCAGUGAGGAGGAAAAUAAAGAAACUGACAUUAAACACAAGAGCACAAAUGCUGUCCCCAGGAAUAACAAUGAGCUAGCAGAAACCACAACAGAAAGGGAUAUUAGUCAGAACCAGGACAUUCAUCCGGAACCACAUCCAGACACCCAAUAUGGGUGCCAAGGCUUUGAUAAUAGCAGCACAAGGGAUUGUACCACUUCUGAAGUUGUGUGUAAUGGAACCAAACUCCAUCUUUCAGUUGAGCGUUUACUGGAAUCGGAAAAAUGGACAUACCAAGAGUACAUGUUACAAAGAGAGGGGGAAAGUGAACCGACUCUGGCUUGCUUCAUCAGAGCACCUUCGUAUAUUCUGCAAAAACUGCAGGUUCAGUACAUGGACUCCAUUAGUUCUUUGAUGGUGUCCGAUUCAGAAGAACUGGUCAGCAAUAUUUUGGGGAUUUUGAGUCUAGACAGUGAUCUGACCAUUCCUUUUCCAUUAAGUAUUUCAAUUCCAUUUAGUUCCCGAUACAGAGGAAAUUACAAAGAUGUUAUGGUCAAGGCCUGUGAUGAAAAUCUACAUCCAAGCUACUUAACACCACAUUCUUUGGAUGGGUACCAUGGUAACUAUAAGGGGACGUUUGCAGAGGUAAAAAUUUACAAACUUGGCAUAUUUUCCGUGGUGUCAUGCUUAAAGAAGGAAAAUUUUACGAUUCUUAAGAAAGGAUUAUCAAUAAAACUGGGCAUAGACCCAAGGAUAUCUUUAAAUUACCCUCCAGGCUGCUUUCGAUCUUCAGUAAUUGUUCAGUUCAAGGUUCAGCCAAUUGACACAUCAAUUAUAUCAUUGCUGAAAGUAAAACAUGACGUAUACCACUCAGUAGUGUCUACCAGCCCGAUGGUUCAUGUUAAACAGCCGUCGGUUCAGCUUUUUCGAAAGCCCGUCACAGUGUUCCUUCCCUGCCCUCCCAAUCCUGAGAAAAAGAAACAAGGGGAAGAAUCAGACAAUAAAAGGGCAUCCACUGCAAUGGGACCAAGAGCCACAGGAGCCAACCAGCUUAGGGCUGUUAGCGCCCCAAUGAGGAAGCUUGGCGAAAACCCAAAUGAAUCAUUGAAAUUACUGGCAUACAAAGAAGAUCAAUGGAUAAUAUUGGAAGAUAUUGUGGUGAAGAAUGUCCAGAAUGGAAUAGUUUCAUUUGACAUGGAUGAGCAUGUUACAAGCUUUAUUGUAAUUCGUCUUUCUUCAGCAAUGGACAAUGCCCACCUGAUGAGCUUCAUUCACAGCUUAGAAGUAGCUACACAUAGCUCUAUGGUGAAUGUGAUCUUGUACAGAAAGAAGGACAAUCUUCAGAAGGCAAUUGUUAAAGUGGUACCUUCAAAAGAAUUAACGUGGGAAGUUGCAAACUUGCGCGAAGAGGGUUAUUCUGGUCCUCCGGAACCUUCUGAGCAAAUACAGCUCCGAGAAGGAGAACAAAUCCAUUUUCGCUUUUGUGGCAAUAUAACGGCAUCAGAUGGGAAGGACUGCGGAAAAACCUUUGGACUUACCUUUCAUGCUCAAAGGAAACAAAGGUUAUCCCUCCAUCUCAGUGUGGUGGAUGAGUUUGGAAAUUAUAGUUGCCCGCACUAUAAAGGCACUGUAGCAGUGUACAAGCUGGGGAAAGAAGACAUUGCUGAAUGCUACAAGAGUGGGCAAUCGACUGAUACCUAUUUACAACAACGGAGCCCAGUUUGCAAACUAGCAGUAACGCUACCAAAGAUGGAAAAAAAUGUGAGUCGUCCUUCAAGUACAAAAAUAAUAACAAGUGAUCCUGCAGAUAUUCUAUGGGACAGUCUGCUAAAGUGGUUGGCGCAAGAACUGUCAGAAGAAGAUGCAUCGCACCUGGUGCUGUCACUCCCCAUUCGGCGCAGUACCGUGCAGCUGGUAAAGCUAAAAAGUCCCGAUAAUCUGACUGAGCAAAUAUACGAGUUCCUGAGCUUUUGGAAGAAGAGCCUCCCAGCGUCCGCCGACAAGAUCAGGCUUUUAGCCCGACAUUUGAGAAAAAGCGGCCGAAGUGAUCUGCUGGAACCGCUUCAGAUGAACUGGGAGACUAAAAUGUCUCUUCCAACAUAACUCUGCAAUGUUUUAUUCUCUACCGAAAACACUUAACUUAAAGACAAUAAUGGUUUGGGAUAUUUGGAAAUAAAGAAUUAGGUCUUAAUGUAAAAAGGAAACUAACAAUUGCUGAUUUUCUGUAUGUUAUAAAUAUACUUUAUAUGUAAUAUGUAGCCAUGGUAACCCAAUGACUGGAGGUUUAAACAAAUGCUUAUUUGGAUACUGAUCAUGGCACAGAUAUGGGACCUGUUAUCCAGAAUGCUUGCGGGUUUUUUUUACUAAUGAAUCAUUUAAACAUUAAUUA
Messenger RNA from Xenopus tropicalis (tropical clawed frog), 3088 nucleotides. It is a transcript of the gene dthd1, whose product is annotated as death domain containing 1. The transcript is spliced from 10 exons. Lineage: Eukaryota; Metazoa; Chordata; Amphibia; Anura; Pipidae. Gene Ontology annotation, biological process: signal transduction. The record is from RefSeq and is a predicted model, not a curated record. Bases 127 to 2802 code for a protein of 891 amino acids.